AUGGUUUCAUACAGUAAAGGUCCAAGUUAUAAACCUAUUCCAACCAUCAUAGGUCUCAAUGCUCCAGUUGUUAGAAAAUAUACUUUCACAUUAGCUUUAUGGGGAGGUGCUGCAGCUUUCGCUAUUGCUACUUUCACUGAAGGUGUUCCAUUACUCCAAAAUACUUUCUAUAAAAAAAUUCCAUACUUCGGUGAACGUUGGGUUUACAAUCCAGAUCCUGAAGAUGUUCCAGUUUAA
Messenger RNA from Yamadazyma jaroonii, 237 nucleotides. Lineage: Eukaryota; Fungi; Ascomycota; Pichiomycetes; Serinales; Debaryomycetaceae. The record is from the annotation of a GenBank genome assembly.